Messenger RNA from Electrophorus electricus (electric eel), 4184 nucleotides. RefSeq names its product importin 7 (gene ipo7). Gene Ontology annotation, biological process: protein import into nucleus. Gene Ontology annotation, cellular component: cytosol; nuclear envelope. The record is from RefSeq and is a predicted model, not a curated record. Gene Ontology annotation, molecular function: small GTPase binding. Lineage: Eukaryota; Metazoa; Chordata; Actinopteri; Gymnotiformes; Gymnotidae.
UUCUUCCUUUCGCGCCGGUAGCUGGAGAACCGUGCGUCCAUGUGCGCAUUGCCCAGGACUUCAUAGAUCGCCGAGCCUUCCACAUCUGAGCCUUACGAGAAUCGUGCUAUGGAUCCAAACUCUUUGAUUGAAGCCCUCCGGGGCACCAUGGAGCCAAAUUUGCGUGAGGCCGCGGAGAGACAGCUGAAUGAGGGCCAUGCCCAGGUAAACUUCACAUCCACGCUACUGCAGGUGACCAUGUCUGAACAACUGGAUUUGCCUGUGCGGCAAGCAGGCGUCAUCUAUUUGAAAAACAUGGUCACACAGUUCUGGAGCGAAGGUGAGAACGCAAACAACGAGGUGCCUACCAGCAACAUCCCUGAGUCGGACCGCCAGUUUAUCCGAGACAACAUAGUGGAGGCCAUCAUCCAGUCGCCGGAGCGCAUCAGAGUCCAGCUCACCACCUGCAUUCACCACAUGAUUAAGCACGACUACCCUGGCAAAUGGACGGCCAUCGUGGACAAGAUUGGCUUCUACCUGCAGUCCGACAACAGUGCCUGCUGGCUGGGCAUCCUGCUGUGUCUCUACCAGCUGGUGAAGAACUACGAGUACAAGAAGCCGGACGAGCGCCAGCCUCUGAUCGCCGCCAUGCAGAUCUUCAUGCCCAUGCUGAAAGAACGCUUCAUCCAGCUCCUGCCAGACCUCUCCAGCGACUCUGUGCUGGUGCAGAAACAGAUCUUCAAGAUCCUCUACGCACUCUUUCAGUAUAAUCUUCCUCUGGAGCUGAUCAACAAGCAGAACCUGACCGAGUGGAUGGAGAUCCUGAAGACAGUAGUGGACAGAGAUGUUCCUCCGGAGACGCUGCAGGUGGACGAGGAUGAGAGGCCUGAGCUCCCCUGGUGGAAGUGUAAGAAGUGGGCCCUCCACAUCCUGGCUCGGCUCUUCGAGAGGUACGGGAGCCCCGGCAACACGACCAAAGAGUAUACAGAGUUUGCCGAGCUCUUCCUCAAGGGUUACGCCGUGGCCGCUCAACAGGUCCUGCUCAAGGUCUUGUAUCAAUAUAAGGAGAGGCAAUACGUAGCACCCAGAGUUUUGCAACAGGCCCUGAACUACAUUAACCAGGGCAUAGCUCAUGCCGUCACCUGGAAGAACCUAAAGCCUCAUAUCCAGGGCAUCAUCCAGGACGUGGUCUUCCCCCUCAUGUGCUACACGGACAGUGAUGAGGAGCUGUGGCAGGAGGAUCCAUACGAGUACAUCCGCAUGAAGUUCGACGUGUUCGAGGACUUCAUCUCGCCCACCACGGCUGCCCAGACCCUGCUCUUCACCGCCUGCAACAAAAGGAAAGAAGUAUUGCAGAAGACGAUGGGCUUCUGUUAUCAGAUCCUCACCGAGCUCGCCUCAGACCCCCGCAAGAAGGACGGUGCCCUUCACAUGAUUGGCUCCCUGGCCGAGAUUCUGCUCAAGAAAAAGAUUUACAAAGACCAGAUGGAGUUCAUGCUGCAGAGUCACGUCUUCCCCCUUUUCCGCAGCGAGCUCGGUUACAUGAGAGCGAGGGCCUGUUGGGUUCUGCACUACUUCUGCGAGGUGAAGUUUAAGAGCGACCAGAACCUGCAGACGGCCCUGGAGCUCACACGCUUCUGUCUCAUCAGCGACACUGAGAUGCCUGUGAAAGUGGAGGCAGCCAUCGCUCUGCAAGUCCUCAUCAGUAACCAGGAGAAAGCCAAAGAGUACAUCACCCCUUUCAUCCGGCCAGUGAUGCAGGCUCUCCUUCACAUCGUGCGUGAGACAGAGAACGAUGACCUCACCAAUGUCAUCCAGAAGAUGAUCUGCGAGUACAGUGAGGAGGUGACCCCCAUCGCCGUGGAGAUGACUCAGCACCUGGCCAUGACCUUCAACCAGGUGAUCCAGACCGGCCCCGACGAGGAGGGCGGUGACGACAAGGCCGUGACUGCCAUGGGCAUCCUCAACACCAUCGACACACUGCUCAGCGUAGUGGAGGACCAUAAAGAGAUCACGCAGCAGCUGGAGGGGAUCUGUCUGCAGGUGAUCGGCACAGUGCUGCAGCAGCAUGUCCUAGAGUUCUAUGAAGAGAUCCUGUCCCUGGCUCACAGUCUGACGUGUCAACAGGUGUCACCACAAAUGUGGCAGCUCCUGCCUCUUGUCUUUGAGGUCUUCCAGCAGGAUGGCUUUGACUACUUCACGGACAUGAUGCCACUUCUCCACAACUACGUUACAGUUGACACAGACACUCUUCUGUCCGACACAAAGUACCUUGAAAUCAUCUACAGCAUGUGCAAAAAGGUUUUGACAGGUGACCCAGGCGAGGACCCAGAGUGUCAUGCGGCCAAGCUUCUCGAAGUCGUCAUUUUGCAAUGUAAAGGGCGGGGCAUAGACCAGGUGGUGCCUCUCUUUGUAACCACGGCCCUGGAGCGUCUGACGCGGGAGGUAAAGACCAGCGAGCUGAGGACUAUGUGCCUGCAGGUAGCCAUCGCCGCACUCUACUACAGCCCGCCUCUGCUCCUCAACACACUGGAGAACCUCCGUUUCCCCAACAACACAGAGCCCAUCACCAACCACUUCAUUUCCCAGUGGCUCAAGGACAUUGACUGCUUCCUCGGGCUCCACGACAGGAAGAUGUGCGUGCUGGGGCUGUGUGCCCUGAUGGAUCUGGAGCAGAGGCCCCAGUCGGUGAGUCAGGUCGCCGGCCAGCUUCUUCCUGCCGCCAUCCUGCUGUUUAACGGUCUGAAGAGGGCAUACGCCUGCAGGGCUGAGCAUGAGAACGAGGAGGACGAAGACGACGAAGAUGGGGAGGAGGAAGAUGAUAAUGCUGAGCUUGGAAGCGACGAGGAUGACAUUGACGAUGAAGGCCAGGAAUACCUCGAAAUGCUCGCCAAGCAAGCCGGAGAGGAUGGCGAUGAUGAAGACUGGGAAGAGGAUGACGCGGAGGAGACUGCACUUGAAGGCUACACCACCUCCGUUGAUGAUGAGGAGAAUCCUGUCGAUGAGUACCAGAUCUUUAAAGCCAUAUUACAAAAUAUCCAGUCCCGCGAUCCAACAUGGUACCAGGCACUCACCCAGUGUCUGGACGAAGAACAGGGCAAACAGCUUCAGGACAUCGGCACACUCGCAGAUCAGAGACGAGCAGCACAUGAAUCAAAGAUGAUUGAGAAACAUGGGGGAUACAAGUUCACAGUGCCAGUGGUGCCAACCAACUUCAACUUUGGUGGCAGUGCCCCUGGAAUGAAUUGAGUCCUCCCUCUUCACCUCUUUCUUACUCUGUGACUGAUUGUAGUGAAGUGAAAAAAAGCUCGUGUUAUUCCCUCAAGUAGUGGUUCCAGAACUGGUUCUUCUCACUCAAUCUUCAAUCUGACUAUCAAACUGGACAGCACCAGAAGACGUGGGAAGGGAACCAAAUGCAACCAAUGGCUGAGGAAAACAAACCAAGAACUUGCAAGUGAAAAAAGAAGCUUUGAACAAUGCUGUCUUAUGGAAUCCAAAAACAAGAGGGAUACCAUGAUGGCAGCUCCUUUCCCCCACCCACAUGCAUCGGGGCCUAUAAAUAAUCGAAAUUGAUAACGGGACUAAAUCUCAUCAUUUUCACUGUUCAGGCCAAAGGGCCUCUAUAAGAUUAUACCUCUGGCAGUAGUGUUUCAACUUUUUCUGCAUUAAAAAAAAAUGUUAUUGUAUAUACAAGCCAAGGCUCUUGAUUUUUAAGUAGCCUGGUCAAACAACCAGAGGCAUUUGAAAGGUGUCAAACGUGUAUUCAAAUGUAGCAUAUUGGAUACUUGUCAUAGCACUAUGUGAUGCCUGAAAUCUGUAAAUUAAUGACUAGCACUUUCAUAUUGUUCAGGUCUCUUAGCCUUCUGUAUCAGACUGCAAAUUUUUUUAAAACUCGAUUGAAGCUAUUUAAAACAGUAACAUUUGUUACUUGGCAGGCAACGUGUCCCAUACUGUCUGGUUGUCAGAUGAAUUACGCUAAAAUAAGUGGUGGUGCUUUGCUGCUUGCAAUGGAAAUGUUUAAGGUUCCAGAAAAAAAGAAAGCAAGCAAGCUCUUGGUGUCCACUCUGGACACUGUUACAAGCACUGAAAGCUGUUUGAAUAAUUCAUUGGAGCAUGUACAAUUGGGCUGGAUUGUCAAGGUCUCAAGCAUUUGGUUGAUGUAUGGAUGAACCAUCUAUAUGAUAUUAAAAAAAUAACUUCAUUCA